Dendronephthya gigantea is the source of this 2364-nucleotide messenger RNA. RefSeq names its product membrane-associated tyrosine- and threonine-specific cdc2-inhibitory kinase-like. Gene Ontology annotation, biological process: protein phosphorylation. The transcript has a single exon. Lineage: Eukaryota; Metazoa; Cnidaria; Anthozoa; Malacalcyonacea; Nephtheidae. Gene Ontology annotation, molecular function: ATP binding; protein kinase activity. The record is from RefSeq and is a predicted model, not a curated record. The coding region runs from base 236 to 1465 and encodes 409 amino acids.
GUUGUAUGCAAUUAUUAUUCUGACGAAUGUAAAAGAGGGUCUAUGCACAAUCUUCAUUCAAUUUUGUUCAGGUUGAAAUUUAAAGUGUCACGUUUGUGCGUGUGUUCAUACGUUCACAUACGCCAGGGUACGAAUCGUAUACGACAAAUCGCAUAGUGUAAAUGGGCCUAAAGGUUCUAUAUACUGCAUCGUUUGGUACUGGAGUAAAUCUUCUUUGUGACAAGAAAAUCGUAGCAUGAACGAAGAACAAGACAGUCUUUUAGAAAAAGUACAACCUAGCUUACUUAGGCGGGAUUAUUAUACAGAAGCGCUGCUUGGAAGAGGUGCUUAUGGUGUAAUAUUUAAAGUUAGAUGCAUCCAUGACGAUCGCCCAUAUGCGAUAAAGGUUGUUCAGACGACAGAUUACAACAGGAGAAACACAAAAUACCAGAAACGAGAAUUGGAGAUACUGACACAAUACAAAGACGAACUUUGGAGGAAGAAUAUUGUCAGAUAUUACGGUUCUUGGCAAAACCAUAUCGAAAACACACCAUUUCUGUUUAUUCAAAUGGAACUCUGUCUGGCAAACUUAGAUGAUUAUAUCUACGAUAUAGUUGGUUCUCAAGUUAUUAAAGUCGCAAGUCCAAAACCACUUUGGGCGCACGUUUUCCCUCAAAUUUUGAAUGGUUUAAAGGCUAUACACCAAAUCGGCUGGGUUCACCGCGAUAUUCACCCCGGUAAUAUUCUUGUAGCAAAUCCACAGCCACAACAAAUCACCGAAAUUGUCGUAAAGAUCGCUGAUUUUGGUCAUGCCAGGGAAAUCAGUUCUAUAAUCGAAGGCUCUCUUCAACUCACUGUUGCUUCAUUACUGCCACCGCUAUCUCCCCAAGUUGGAAAUACAUUCUUCAGCGCGCCUGAACUUGAUACUGGAUCUUACGAUUAUAAAAUUGAUCUCUACAGCGCAGGAAUCGUUCUAUAUUUCCUCAGCCGUUAUCUUCCAACGAAAAGCCAAUGGCCAGAUGAGAUCAAGGAACUUAGAAACGGGAAUCGUGGUCCUGAAUUUUUGUCGCAUCAAGACGACAUAUUAUUACACUUGAUCGAUGACUUAAUGAAGCCAAAUCCAGACGAACGGCCAACUGCAGAUAUGGCUUUGAAAUUCAUUGCAGUCGGAAGCCUUACCGAAAAGAAAUUUUUGGUGAAGAAACAGGGUGAUGAAACUUACUACCGUUGUACUAUGACCGAGAAUACUUUGAAAAGCUUAAAAACUGCAAUAGAAAAACAUAGCAAUAUCGGGAUUAAAGCUGAUUUUCAGAAGCUGCAACGUGAACUUAUUGGUAACGAUGCUACAUGCACACUGGUCGAUUUAAAGUCCGACCAAGAUGUCCGACAAAUGUUUCUUAGUGCUAGGGAAGAAGCCGAAAAAGUAAGUAUAGUUGUCACUCGCAGCGGUGAGUGUGACAUAGAGGAAGCAGUUAAUCACCUUUAAAAGGAGUUUUCCAUUUGGCGUCAUUUGAAGACUAAUUUCUAAACUUGAAAUUGUAAUGUAAUUGUAACGAAUAAUAUUGCGAGUGUAUAAUUACGGAUAUCCACCACGAUAUAGUUCUCGACCCUUUAUACCCUUACAGGAGUACAGCGCAAUGCCGUUGCGAAAGCAAACUCGGUUUAUUUUGAAUCGGGAGCACUCAUGUAUAAAUAAUUUAUUCUAUUAGUCGUAUUCGGCAAAAAAGCGCUCGAUGAAUCAUUUUAUAUCAAACCUUUGAAUUAUAUUUACUGUUCCUGAAUGAACUAGCUACCUUAAUGCGAUAAUUUAAAGGUUAUACGAAUACAAAAUUUUAACAUUAUCAGCAAUUCAAUUCAUCGCUUUUUACUUCCUGUAAAGGCCCGAUUACACUUGAAAUGUGCGAUUUCCUUCUUUUGGUAUAGAUGUGAACGAGUCACUAGUUACGAAUGCUCUGAUGUAACUACAAAAGCUCUUAUUUGAAUAUCAGUAACUAAUUUACUCGUUCACAUCUAUCAACUCGCUCACAUAUCAGUAACUAAUUCACUCGCUCCAUAAAAUUGCAGUGAAGUCCAAGUGCACUCAUGCGUCGAAUUGACGCAAUUCCGGUAACAGUUCAGGUGAUUGUGGAGAGUCGAGAUUAAAAGGUCGAGAGUCGUAAAAAUCCCAAUUUUAGCACAAAAAGGAUAUUUUAUUUAUAUAGUAUGUAAACGUGCAGAGUAAAGUGAAAAAACUGAUUCCAUAUUCAAAACUGUAAUCAACUACUGGCAGUCAAUUAUAAGUUCGUUGCAAAUUUGCAUUGAAUAUAGCUAGAACAUCACAUUUUUGGACCAGGAACAGGUCCCUAGCCGCUGCUAAUCUUGUUGUUGUUGUUGUUGUUAGGGGUG